Cercospora beticola is the source of this 2168-nucleotide messenger RNA. Its product is annotated as sugar porter family MFS transporter. Gene Ontology annotation, cellular component: membrane. Gene Ontology annotation, biological process: carbohydrate transport; transmembrane transport. Lineage: Eukaryota; Fungi; Ascomycota; Dothideomycetes; Mycosphaerellales; Mycosphaerellaceae. The record is from RefSeq and is a predicted model, not a curated record. Gene Ontology annotation, molecular function: carbohydrate:proton symporter activity.
AUCCGACAGGAGAAUGAUGACAAUGUACUGACUUUAAUUCAUCCAUUCGACCUUUCUCCACGUGCGGAGACCCCAGAUUCUAGAGCUAAAACACUGCAUACCACCUACAUACAUAUUGCCCUCCCCCGGUCCUUGGACACAACUCGUCUUCCAUUCGGGCAUUCAAGCAAGUCUCAAGGACAUUCUUCCAUUCGAUAUCGACAGCAAGAAGAACAGAUACCAACAUGGGAGGAUUCCUAACAUUGGUCGAGGACCGACCGACGCCGAAGGCGGUCUACAACUGGAGAGUCUACGCAUGCGCUGCUGUUGCUUCUUUCGCAUCAUGCAUGAUUGGUUACGAUAGUGCCUUCAUCGGCACGACAUUGGCUUUGCCAUCCUUUGUCGAUGAGUUCGACUUCCCAUCUCUGUCAACAUCAGCAUUGGCUCUCGUCAAGGCAAACAUUGUCUCCAUCUACCAGGCUGGCGCAUUCUUCGGUUCUCUCUUCGCGUACCCUUCAGCAUACUUUGUUGGCCGGAAAUACAGCUUGAUCCUUUUCUCGCUAGUAUUCAUCCUCGGCGCCGGCAUGAUGUUGGGCGCCAAUGGAGACCGUGGCCUUGGUUUGAUCUACGCUGGACGUGUCCUGGCUGGAAUUGGUGUCGGUGCAGCAUCUAUGCUGACGCCCAUUUACAUUUCGGAAAUUUCUCCGCCAGCAGUGCGAGGCCGAAUCGUCGGAAUUUAUGAGCUGGGAUGGCAGAUCGGUGGCCUGGUUGGCUUCUGGAUCAACUAUGGCUUGCAGGAAACAAUGGCACCCAGCCGCAAGCAGUGGCUCAUCCCAUUCGCGGUCCAGCUUAUUCCAGCUGGCCUCCUUCUCAUCGGAGCUUUCUGGCUGCACGAGUCUCCUCGAUGGCUCUUGAGCAGGAACAGGCGUGCAGAGGCGAUCAAGAAUUUGACUUGGAUCCGAAAUCUCCCAGCCGAUGACCUUUACAUUGUCGAAGAAGUGGCCAUGAUGGAUGCUGCUUUGGAAGCCCAAGCAGCUGAUAUCGGUCUUGGAUUCUGGAAGCCAUUCAUCGCAGUCGGCCGCAGUCGCAAGGUGCAAUGGCGCUUCCUUCUUGGUGGUCUGCUGUUCAUGUGGCAGAACGGAUCCGGUAUCAACGCGAUCAACUACUAUUCGCCCACGGUAUUCAGGGCCAUUGGUGUUACUGGAGUCAACGCAGGCUUUUUGACUACUGGCAUCUUUGGUGUUGUCAAGACUGUGCUUACUUUCGUCUGGAUGUUCUGGCUCAUUGACAACCUCGGUCGACGCAACCUGCUCAUGAUCGGAGCUGCCGGUGGCUCUGUCUGCAUGUGGAUCAUUGGUGGCUACAUCAGCACAACUGAUACUUCUGCUGCUGCUCAAGCAGAAGCCGCGAACUCUGGUCUCAGCUCCGGAGGCAUUGCAGCCAUGUUCUUCUUCUAUCUUUGGACGGCUUUCUACACUCCAUCGUGGAACGGUACUCCUUGGGUCAUCAACUCUGAGAUGUUCGACAUGAAUACUCGUGGUCUUGGCCAAGCCUCUGCUUCUGCCAACAACUGGUUCUGGAACUUCAUCAUCUCUCGAUUCACUCCUCAAAUGUUCAUCAACAUGGGCAACAGCGGAUGCGGAGUGUUCUUCUUCUUCGCCAGCAUGAUGUUGCUCUCCAUCGUAUUCGUGUGGUUCCUGCUUCCAGAGACCAAGUCCAUUCCACUCGAGUCCAUGGACCGCCUCUUCGAAAUCAAGCCAGUGCGCAAGGCGAACAAGAUCAUCAUUGCAGAGGACCAAUCAAGAGAUGCUGAGUUCAGACACAAUGUGGACGGUGCCGGCCUGACAGCCGCGAAGGAGAAGACGGACAUGAUUGAGACGAGCAGCGAGCGCAACAGCACCGUUUAGACGACUUUGCUUUAAAGGAUAAUAUGAAAGUUAUGUUCUCAGUAGCAUGAGAUUUGAGCAUAUUCUGCAUAGAUCAUUGACGGCCGAUUGAGCAUAGCUCUCGCGCAUGAAUGUAUGAGAAACCAUUUCACGAAUGCUGUGUGUUCCACUUCUUGCGACGGCCUCCCUCCUCUCACUGGUAGCAGAGCUCUUGUUAUGCAUGCUCGCAUUUGGCCCUAUGACACACAUGUGUUCAAGGGCAUCAGACGGUGGAACGAGAGGCAUGCGCAGAACAUCAGGACC